This is a messenger RNA of Chelonia mydas (Green sea turtle), 4714 nucleotides long. It is a transcript of the gene DNAJB12, whose product is annotated as DnaJ heat shock protein family (Hsp40) member B12. Lineage: Eukaryota; Metazoa; Chordata; Testudines; Cheloniidae. The transcript is spliced from 8 exons. Gene Ontology annotation, cellular component: endoplasmic reticulum membrane. Bases 109 to 1233 code for a protein of 374 amino acids. The record is from RefSeq and is a predicted model, not a curated record. Gene Ontology annotation, biological process: cellular response to misfolded protein. Gene Ontology annotation, molecular function: Hsp70 protein binding.
UCUCCGGUCGCUCUUAGAACUUCCGGCAGGGGGCUGUUGCACGCACUCGGUGGGUGACGCCAUCGCCGCGCGCCGGCCCCUCCUCCCGUCUCGGCCACUGCCGCCGCCAUGGAGUCCAACAGGGACGAGGCGGAGCGCUGUAUUGCCAUCGCCGUGGCCGCCAUCAAGGCCAGCCAGCCCGACAAGGCGCUCCGCUUCCUGGAGAAGGCCCAGCGCCUCUACCCAUCCCAGCGAGUCCGCGUGCUGAUCGAAUCCCUCACCAAGAAUGAACAAUCAGCCAAUGGCCAGUCCAAAUCCAGAGAGUCCACAAAUGCCCACUUUAGGAAAAUGAGUGGAGACUUCCCAUCAGCCAAUGGGGAGGCAGGUGGGGAAACUAGCAAAGGUUACACCCAAGAUCAGGUGGAUGCAGUUAAGAGGGUAAAGCAAUGUAAAGAUUACUAUGAAAUUCUAGGAGUGAACAGAGAGGCCUCUGACGAGGACCUGAAAAAGGCUUACCGGAAACUAGCACUGAAAUUUCACCCAGAUAAGAACCACGCGCCAGGUGCUACAGAAGCAUUCAAAGCCAUUGGUAAUGCAUAUGCAGUAUUGAGCAACCCAGAGAAGCGGAAGCAAUAUGACCAGUUUGGAGAUGAGAAAGUCAACCCUUCAAGACAUGGACACAGUCAUACAGACUUCCACCGUGGAUUCGAAGCAGACAUCUCACCCGAGGAUCUCUUCAACAUGUUCUUUGGUGGUGGAUUUCCUUCUAGUAAUGUUCACGUAUACAGCAAUGGCAGGAUGCGAUAUACCUACCAUCAGAGGCAUGACAGACGAGAACAUCAGGGUGAUGGUGGCCUUGGGUUGUUUGUCCAGCUGAUGCCUAUUCUCAUCCUGAUCAUUGUUUCAGCUCUCAGCCAGAUGAUGGUCUCCAGUCCACCUUACAGUUUGAGCCACAGGCCGUCUGUGGGUCACAUACACAGGAGAGUGACGGAGCACUUGAAAGUAGCUUACUAUGUAGCUGAGAACUUUGUAGAAGAGUACACUGGUACAAACCUGAAAAAUGUUGAGAGGAGCGUGGAAGACGAUUACAUUGCAAACCUUAGAAAUAACUGCUGGAAGGAAAAGCAACAAAAGGAAGGCUUGCUUUAUCGAGCACGUUACUUUGGAGAUUCAGAUCUGUAUCAAAGAGCACAGAGGAUGGGCACCCCAAGCUGUAGCAGACUGUCUGAAGUUCAAGCCUCUAUGCAUGGAUAGUCACUACUAGACCACUCAGCGGAGGUCUAAGUACGAGCUGGUGAUUUUCCUGUGACACUGAAGCAUGACACAUCAAUGAUUUUCAUACUUAUUUAAAUGUCUAAUUGAGAUCUAGAUCUCCAUGUGUCUCUCCUCUCAAUGUGCAUGUGUAACAAGGAAAAAGCAUAACCCUCUGUCAAGCAUAUACACCUUCACUGGGAUGGUUGGUUUAAUUUGCAUGCCAGCACCUCAAAUGCUCUUCCAGUUCACAUCUGUUUCUUAGCAUUGCUGGUGUCAGCUCUUUGGGAGCAAAGUGAAAGGCCUAGCUAUGUUUGCGAGUCAGCUGAGUUCUUGUCAAGCAUCCAUUUGAGACAGUGUCACUUUUUGCUUUGGCUGGUCAGAAGUUGUUCCCCUUAUCAAGCAUUUAUCAGAUUGGGCAACUGGCAGUCACAUUUCUAUUGCCAGUUUUUGUUGCUCUAUGCCCUAUUUUAUUGUACCAUGGCACUUGAAGAAAUACGAUAACAGGGAAGAGAUUUCUGUAAGAUAGAUGUUUCUUGUCCCUCUGUCGUCUUCCCUAGACACUCAGUGAAACCAAACCAAACUCUCACUCUAUGCAGCAGGUUGUAAAGGUAACUCACUUCAUUGAACUGGGAGUCAGGGAGAAGCCAGCUGAGAGUGCUGGAGACUCAUGGUGUCUUCGCAGCACAAUAACGUGGUAAACCUGAUGAACCAGAGUGGUAUGGUGGCAGUUCAAAUGGCAUAAAUGAAAGUAGCACUAGAUUACUCACAGGAGCGCAGUGUGCAAAUAAAUUAAAAUUUGGCCCAGGGUGUGGAGUCUCUUCCCUCGGUCAUUAUUAGGUCUGAUUUUUUGCAAAGGCAGGAGGCUUCACCCAUCAGCAACUAACAGGAUGAAUGUAAAACACACAGGCUUUCCCCAUCUCUCACAAAUUUAAUUAAAAGCAGGGGCUUGUUACUGGGGAACAAAAUGACACUUAGCACCAUAUUUUCAGAUGCACGCACACCCAUUACACCUUAGUUAUCUUGUAUGUCAGACAUCUGGUCACCUAAGUUGUGUACCCAAGUAAGUUAGGAGGGCUAGGGUUGGGUUUUUUGUUUUGUUUUUCGGCAGGUGGCGCACAUUUGAAAAUUUGGUCCUUAAAGUCAGUUCUGAGCUCAGGUGUCUGCCAUUUUUGAGUGUGUCUUGCAUUUGGGAUUUUUCUUUUUUUGAUAUGCCCUGUACCCUGUUUUGAUAACUGUUCCUCUUAUUAAAUGGAAAUAUUUUAAUUAACUUUGUCACUCUCUCUCUAACUCAGCAUAUCUCUGUGUAUCCAUGGUCUAAUGAAGAGUGUAGCUGUAAAAUAAAGAACUACUUUAGCAUUUUUCAGUUAGACAUGUUACCUGUAAUUUGGGGAGGUGGGUGGGGAAGGUGUUUUCUGUUAAAUGGUUAUCAUGGAUUGGAGACUGACACAGUUACCACUUUUAUUCCCAGACUCUUGAAAUGCCUGAAGACUUUUGGCGAAGUGCACUGAGCCAAGGUGACAGACUUUAUAUUUAAAGAAUCAAACCUUAAAUUAAAAUGGAAUUGGAGAAUUAGCAACGCACAACUGCCCUCUCUCUUCUCUCUCUCUCUCUCCAAUGUUAGAUGCAGCAGGCAGCAGUUAGGAAAUAAAGCUGCCUGUCUUCUCCCCUUCUUUCCAACACCACUAGAGUGCGACAGUCUAGUCUCUCCUAGGAUACAGCAACCAUGAGAACAAGUGUAGAAUAUAAAAAACAAACUGCAGCAAGCCAUGAAGCAGAAGGAGACCCUUCCAUGAUUGCACUGGUCACUUCGAACGGAGAGAGAAAUUGGAAGAUUUUUUUAGGACUAAAAACCAAUUAAUAAGAAAAGAAUCUAUUUAGAAUUAAUUUAUAGCUGUAUGUAUGUUGUACUUUUAAACUAUGCAGGGAUUGGAUUAAAUUAUUUAGUUUUCUGCCCAAUUUAGUAAACUGUAAAGUGUGAACUCUAACCUGUUUUGGGGGGCCAUCCAGCCCUGCAGAACUAUCCAAUUUCAGGUUGUCAUUUGAUGACACUUUACAUUUAUUUUAUUUUUUUUUAUGUUGUUGAGGAAAAUAUAAUUUUGUGACUGAGUUUUUUUAUAAAAGAAUCUCAAAAUCUGUAGAAAGAAGAUUUCUUAAAAUUGACCAGACUUCUGAUUUGUUUUUGCUAUAUUAAUUUAAUUGGUGGCAGUCAACUGAGUGCUGGAUUCUUGUACGGCAAGGAGAGGAUUAUCGUAAAUGGUCUUAGCUCAUCAGUGUUCAGUUUGGUUUGUGUGCGUGUAACUUUUUUUUCCAGAGUCUGCUUUAUUUCUGCCUUGUAAUCAGUGUGCAGCAUUAGUUCUGUAAACAGGGCCUGCCACGAGCUAUAUCCUUUUGUUCUUCUCGUUCCUGAAUUCAGAGUUCCUCAUCCAGCAGACUGCUAACUGUAAUAUGGCUGUUACCUUGCCAUAACACUUCCGAUGUUUCAACCUGUAUUGACAUCCCAAAAAAACAGAGUCUUUGAUUCUUGUGAAAGAAGUUUUGGUGGGGAGAUCAGAAAGGGGGAUGAUUAAUUUUCAGUUGCUUAAUUGGGCUUUGACUUAUCUGACAGUGUAGUGUAGAUCACACUACAUUUUACCCAUUUUACAGCAAUGGUUUUGCCCAUCAUUCAUUUUAGAAGAAGAAAUUAUGCUGCUAAAAGCCUUAGGUUUACUUGCUUGAGCAAGCAGGACCUGGAUUAGAGCAACAGGAUAGCGCUCAAGGUUAUUCUAAACCCAGCGUAUCUCUUUGACACGUGAAGUGAGAGAGGCAAAAGUUGAAUGAGCUAAGUUACCAUUAAUGGCAUAAACUGGAUUCUUCUCUACCCUGAUGUUAAUUUUUGCCUAAAGACAUUUCCUAUAAGAACAGUUUUCAGAGUUCCCUUAUGGUGGAAUUUAUCAAAAUAGCAAUGGCUGCCAAGUAAGGUGGUAAAGGGCUGGGAGAAAAGUGAAAGGCGAGAUGGGUUUAUUUCUCUUUGUUUGAAAUUGACCAGCUCUAUUUUUUAACUGGAUAUUUAUGUAGCAAAAAGGUUCUGAGCCCUCCUGUUCAUUGCAAGCCUUACUAUCCACGACUGUGGUGUAUCUGAUCUGAUUUCAAGUGUUAAAAGAUAUCCCCCAGAUUUUUGGAGAGGGGUAUGGUGGAAAUAAAAUAUUUUGGAAUAAGUGCUGUUUACAGAGGCACAAGAGCUACGCAGCAUUAAGAGAUGUUGGAGAGGAAAUGUGAGAGACAACUCAUGUUUGCAAAAGGUGCUGACAUCUUGUAAAAAUGGCACUCCUGCUCCAGUGCCCAUCCAACCAAAUCUUUUGAUUUCUCAAGUAGAUAUCCAUGGAUGGUAAGCGCUAUGUGCAAUAAAGCAUAGAUCCUAAAGGAUACUCACAGAAUCUGUAUUUCUUGAUUUAGAAUUAAUUAUACAAUUGUACAUCUAUAAAUAAAUGUUUAUUAUGUGAGA